CAAUGGAAGCCAACCAUGACGCAUGGGAAAGCUUCAAGGAAGAGCGGGCACAGCGCGUCGCUGGCGCGCUUUCCCUCGUCCUGUACGCGAUGGUGGCGCUCGGCGUGCUCUCUCGCCUCGCACUGCACGUACGCCACGGCAGUGGGCUCCGCCGCGUGACGUUCCACGUGCUCUUGCUGCACGUGAUCGUCGGCAACAUUCCGUUCAGCGUCCAAGCUGUGUUUUACCCGCGUAGCCAGCGCUGGAUUGGUGCCUUCGUGGCCUCGCUGUUGGCCGACACGCUUCUCUGCUGCUCGCUCGCGAUGCUCUCGAUUGCCUGGGCCCGCGUCGCCAUGGUCGGGCAGUACGCGCACGGCCCCGUGCGCUUCAAACGCUUCAUCAUUGGUAUCUCCGUCGCCAUGGUACUCGCAAUGCUUGUGACUGACGGUGCCGUAUUCACCUUCUCCGACGACGUCGCUGGCGCGAGCGAUUACAACGAGAGCAUUUUGCACAUUUUGAUCGUCUCGCUCGGCUCGGUUGUCAUCCUUUUCACGUCGAGCUUGCUACUCUUCCAGGCGACUCGCAUCUACCGGCGCAUGCUCCAGUCGCGAAGCAUGCUCAGCGCGACCGUCUUCUCGCGGUCCGCGACCAAACUCUUUGUGUCUGUCUGGAUCAUCAUGCUCUGCAACGUCCUUCGCGUCUUCUUCAUCGUGUGCGACGCCUGUGAGUUCCGCUUCGUACGCGAGAUGGACGUCGUGCCACACACGGUGUGGGCAUACCUCGUGCCCAACGUCUUCCCCGUCAUCUGCCUCCUCUACCUCCAACGCCGCAUGCCCGCCGCCUCGCGCAAGGUGCAGCGCGUCGCCGUUGCCGGCGGCGCAGAAGACGCGCUACAGACCGCCACGGCGACAAUGGACGCGGCGUGGAACGACCACGCGAGCCCGAGCGGCCACGCGUAG
Molecule: messenger RNA, 938 nt
Organism: Saprolegnia parasitica CBS 223.65
Lineage: Eukaryota; Oomycota; Saprolegniomycetes; Saprolegniales; Saprolegniaceae
Exons: 1
Source: RefSeq, a predicted model, not a curated record